GGAGAUGGCCCCGGUGUUGCCCCUGGUGCUGCCCCUCCAGCCUCGCAUCCGUCUGGCACAGGGCCUCUGGCUCCUCUCCUGGCUGCUGGCGCUGGCCGGAGGCCUCGCCCUCCUCUGUAGCGGGCACCUCCUGGCCCAGCUGUGGCACCUCCACACCUUCUUGUCUCCCUCCUGCCCAUUUGCUGCCCUGCCCCACGUUGCCCUGGCAGCCGGUGCGGUGGCUCUGGGCACAGGGCUGGUGGGUGCGGGAGCCAGCAGGGCCAGCCUGGAUGCGGCCCAAUACCCUCCCUGGCGAAAGGUCCUGGGCCCACUGCUGGUGGUUGGCACUGCUGGGGGCGGGGGUCUUCUGGUCCUCGCCCUGGGGCUAGCCCUGGCUUUACCUGGGAGUCUGGACACCGGGCUGGAGGAGGGCCUGGGGACUGCCUUGGCUCACUACAAAGACACAGAGGUGCCCGGACACUGUCAUGCCAAACGGCUGUUGGAUGAGCUCCAGCUGAAGCACCACUGCUGCGGGCGCCACGGGUACAAGGACUGGUUUGGGAUCCAGUGGGUCAGCAGCCGUUACUUGGAUCCCAAUGACCAGGACGUGGUUGACCGGAUCCAGAGCAACGUGGAAGGCCUAUAUCUGAUCGAUAGUGUCCCUUUCUCCUGCUGCAACCCCCACUCGCCCAGACCUUGCCUGCAAAGCCGGCUCUCAGAGCCCCACGUCCACCCUCUCUUCGAUCCCCGUCAGCCCAACCUAAACCUCUGGGCCCAGGGAUGCCACAGGGUGCUGCUGGGGCACCUGCAGGGCUUGGCGAGCAUGCUGGGCAGCAUGCUGGCUGUCACCUUCCUGCUGCAGAUUCUGGUGCUCCUGGGCCUGCGGUACCUGCAGACGGCACUGGAGGGGCUUGGAGGAGUCAUCGACGGGGAGGGAGAGACCCAGGGCUAUCUCUUUCCCAGUGGGCUGAAGGACAUGCUGAAAACAGCGUGGCGACAGGGAGGGGUGGCUGACAGGCCGGCCCCGGAGGAGGCCCCACCAGAAGAGGCACCUCCUAAGGAGGGUCUACCUGAGGCCUAGUGGCCUGAAGCUUCGGGUGGGGACUGGGGGAGGGGGGAAGGGGAGGGAUGGACAAGACCGGAAACCUCACAACUCCUUACCAAGGCUCCAGGUCGGGGAGGGGGGGGUCCCUGGGAUUACAGGAGGGGUUAAGGAUAGUCACGGAGCUGGACUGGCGGCGGCAAGAAAACUCGGUGUCCAGGGCCUAGCCCUGUGGCCAAGAGCCACCGGGGAACAGAAGGCACCUAGGGUGACGGGAAGGUGAUGUGGGAAGGACUGGAGACUGGUCCUGGCACACAGACUCAAUAAAGCUUUUGGACUG
Molecule: messenger RNA, 1361 nt
Organism: Odobenus rosmarus divergens (Pacific walrus)
Lineage: Eukaryota; Metazoa; Chordata; Mammalia; Carnivora; Odobenidae
Gene: ROM1
Product: retinal outer segment membrane protein 1
Exons: 3
Coding region: 5-1060 (351 amino acids)
Biological process (GO): visual perception
Cellular component (GO): membrane
Source: RefSeq, a predicted model, not a curated record